This is a messenger RNA of Diachasma alloeum, 1017 nucleotides long. RefSeq lists its product as uncharacterized. The coding region runs from base 1 to 1017 and encodes 338 amino acids. NCBI's taxonomy places the organism in Eukaryota, Metazoa, Arthropoda, Insecta, Hymenoptera, Braconidae. The transcript has 2 exons. The record is from RefSeq and is a predicted model, not a curated record.
AUGGCAAGUGCUGAGACCAGAACCGACGCUCACGGAUAUUUUGAUAUUUCAGUACCAUUGAGCCUCAUUCUUGGCUUUGCUGAAGAUUAUCAAAAAGUGAUUGUAAAUGCUAAACAUGAGCUCAUCAUUACAAGAUCUAAAACUGAUAUCAACGCAAUCCUUCAAGGACCAAUCACUGCGGACAAUCCUGCGGAGAAUUACAAGAUUACUCUGCAGAAGAUGGAAUGGUUAAUUCCUUAUGUUAAAGUAUCUGAUGAGCGUAAGAUUAAAUUGCUCAAUUUCAUCGCAAAAGAUACACCUAUCACGAUGGAUUUCCGCACUUUGGAGUUGUAUGAGUACCCCUUGCUCCCUGCCGCUUCGAAGCAUGUUUGGGUGGUGAAAACAUCGAAUCAAUUGGAGAAACCACGAUAUAUUAUUCUAGGAUUCCAAACAGGGCGAAGAAAUACCCUAACAGCUAAUGCUAGCCGCUUCGAUCAUUGUAACAUGCGUGAUGUGAAAUUAUUCCUAAAUUCGCAAAGUUAUCCAUAUGGGAAUUUAAAUCUUGAUAUUGAUCAUAAUCAAUAUUCUACAUUAUACAAUAUGUUUGUAAACUUCCAAGAUUCUUAUUAUGGCAAAGAAGCGGAGCCAUUGAUGAAUAGAUCGGAAUUUUUGGGGAAAGCUCCAUUGUUUGUUAUUGAUUGCUCAAAACAUAAUGAGUACUUGAACAGUGGCCCAGUUGACAUUCGUUUGGAGUUCGAAUCUACUACCCCUUUCCCACCUAACACAUCAGCUUACUGCCUCAUCCUCCAUGAUCGAAUUGUUGAAUACAAUCCCAUCAGUGGUGGGUAUCAGACAAACUUUUGGAGCAGCUACUUCAUCAAAAUGGAUAAGACAAAAACUGAUUAUUCGAGAUCAUACUCUAACAACCAAAACGGACAAAGGGAUACAUCCCUCAAAGGAAGUACAGCGUACAAUGGAUCAGUAUAUUCAGGACGUUAUGGAUCAAUAGGCGAGGAGAGAUCUAAAAAAAAUAAAUAA